Molecule: messenger RNA, 2858 nt
Organism: Physeter macrocephalus (sperm whale)
Lineage: Eukaryota; Metazoa; Chordata; Mammalia; Artiodactyla; Physeteridae
Gene: BRD2
Product: bromodomain containing 2
Exons: 11
Coding region: 206-2257 (683 amino acids)
Biological process (GO): chromatin remodeling; regulation of DNA-templated transcription
Cellular component (GO): nucleus; chromatin
Source: RefSeq, a predicted model, not a curated record
GAUCCAACCGCUUGCUAUCUUAGCAUCUCUCAUUGUGCCCUCCAUGUGUCCUUCCUUAACUUUUGUGCCCUGGCUCCAUUUUACAGAUUCCCACCCCAGGUUGGGAGAGGACCACGGUGGCCAAAAUUCUUAGCUUCUUCCUCUCCCUCAUGCAGCCCAUGGAUAGCCAGCCCCAGAGGAUUAUCACAAAAUUAUAAAGCAGCCUAUGGAUAUGGGUACUAUUAAGAGGAGACUUGAAAACAGCUAUUAUUGGGCUGCCUCAGAGUGUAUGCAGGAUUUCAAUACCAUGUUCACCAACUGUUACAUCUACAACAAGCCUACUGAUGAUAUUGUCCUGAUGGCACAAACGCUGGAAAAGAUCUUUCUACAGAAGGUGGCAUCAAUGCCACAAGAGGAACAAGAGCUUGUGGUGACUAUCCCUAAGAACAGCCACAAGAAAGGGGCCAAAUUGGCAGCACUCCAGGGCAGUAUCACCAGUGCCCAUCAGGUGCCUGCUGUCUCUUCUGUGUCUCACACAGCCUUGUAUACUCCACCACCUGAGAUACCUACCACUGUCCUCAACAUUCCCCACCCAUCGGUCAUCUCUUCGCCCCUUCUCAAGUCCUUGCACUCCGCUGGACCCCCGCUCCUUGCUGUCUCUGCAGCUCCCCCAGCCCAGCCCCUUGCCAAGAAAAAAGGGGUAAAGCGGAAAGCAGAUACUACCACCCCUACACCUACAGCUAUCCUGGCUCCUGGCUCCCCAGCUAGCCCUCCCGGGGGUCUUGAGCCUAAGGCAGCACGGCUUCCCCCUAUGCGUAGAGAGAGUGGCCGCCCUAUCAAGCCCCCACGCAAAGACUUGCCUGACUCUCAGCAACAGCACCAAAGCUCCAAGAAAGGAAAGCUGUCGGAACAGUUAAAACACUGCAAUGGCAUUUUGAAGGAAUUACUCUCUAAGAAGCAUGCUGCCUAUGCCUGGCCUUUCUAUAAACCAGUGGACGCUUCUGCUCUUGGCCUGCAUGACUACCAUGACAUCAUUAAGCACCCCAUGGACCUCAGCACUGUCAAGCGGAAGAUGGAGAAUCGUGAUUACCGGGAUGCACAGGAGUUUGCUGCUGACGUGCGGCUUAUGUUCUCCAACUGCUAUAAGUACAAUCCCCCAGACCAUGAUGUUGUGGCCAUGGCGCGAAAGUUACAGGAUGUAUUUGAGUUCCGUUAUGCCAAGAUGCCAGAUGAACCACUGGAACCAGGGCCUUUACCAGUCUCUACUGCCUUGCCCCCUGGCUUGGCCAAAUCAUCUUCAGAGUCCUCUAGCGAGGAAAGUAGCAGUGAGAGCUCUUCGGAGGAGGAGGAGGAGGAAGAUGAGGAGGAUGAAGAGGAGGAAGAAGAGAGUGAAAGCUCUGACUCUGAGGAAGAAAGGGCUCAUCGCUUGGCUGAACUACAGGAACAGCUUCGAGCAGUACAUGAACAAUUGGCUGCCCUGUCCCAAGGCCCAAUAUCCAAGCCCAAGCGAAAGAGAGAAAAAAAAGAGAAAAAGAAGAAACGGAAGGCAGAGAAGCAUCGAGGCCGAGCCGGGGUUGAGGAAGAUGACAAAGGGCCUCGGGCACCUCGCCCUUCUCAGCCCAAGAAGUCCAAGAAAGCGAGUGGCAGUGGGGCUGGCAGCGCUGCUACACUAGGCCCUCCUGGCUUUGGACCUUCUGGAGGAAGUAGCACCAAACUCCCCAAAAAGGCCACAAAGACAGCCCCACCUGCCCUGCCUGCAGGCUAUGAUUCAGAGGAGGAGGAAGAAAGCAGGCCCAUGAGUUACGACGAGAAGCGGCAGUUGAGCCUGGACAUCAACAAGUUACCCGGGGAGAAACUGGGUCGAGUUGUACACAUAAUUCAAGCCAGGGAGCCCUCUUUACGUGACUCAAACCCAGAAGAAAUUGAGAUUGAUUUUGAAACGCUCAAGCCAUCCACACUUAGAGAGCUUGAACGCUAUGUCCUUUCCUGCCUACGAAAGAAACCUCGGAAGCCCUAUACUAUUAAGAAACCUGUGGGAAAGACAAAGGAGGAACUGGCUUUGGAGAAGAAGCGGGAACUAGAAAAGCGGUUACAAGAUGUUAGUGGGCAGCUCAAUUCUACCAAAAAGCCCCCCAAGAAAGCGAGUGAGAAAACGGAGACAUCAUCGGCGCAGCAGGUAGCAGUGUCCCGCCUCAGUGCUUCCAGCUCCAGCUCAGAUUCCAGCUCCUCUUCUUCAUCUUCCUCUUCUUCAGACACCAGUGAUUCAGACUCAGGCUAAGGGGCCAGGCCAGAUGGGGCAGGAGGCUCCGCAGGACCGGACCCCUAGACCACCGUGCCCCACCCCUACUCUCCCUUUGCUGUGACACUUCCUCAUCUCACCCCCUCCCCCCACUGUAGGAGAGCUGGCUCUGCAGGGGGGAGGAAUGCAAGGACAAUUACUGAAGGAGGGACAUAAAUGGACAAAAUACGACUGCGUUCCCAGCCCAUGGAGAGUGACCUCUUAGGCAUAGAGCUCCUAUUCAAAAUGACUGUGGUUGGGCAGGGGUAAAGGGUGGGAAUGGGCAAAGGCCCUGAUACGGGGUUACCUGAGGCUGUAGCUGCCCUGUUCACUUGUAAGGGCCCUGUUUUGAGGUUGUUUGUUCUAAUUUAUUUUAAGCUAGGUAAGGCUGAGGCAGGGUGGGGCCGUGGUCCCCUCAGCCUCCAUGGGGAGGGAGGAAGACGUUCUUUUUUUACGUUGACUUUUUUUUUCUACUCUGUUUUCCCUUUUCCUUCUCCAUUUGGGGCCCCUGGGGGUUUCAGUCAUCUCCCCAUUUGGUCCCUUGGAUUGUCUUUUCUUUGUCUGUUGAUUCUAACUUGUAAAUAAAGAAAAUAUUAUUCAA